Phytophthora sojae is the source of this 1638-nucleotide messenger RNA. RefSeq lists its product as hypothetical. NCBI's taxonomy places the organism in Eukaryota, Oomycota, Peronosporomycetes, Peronosporales, Peronosporaceae. Bases 1 to 1638 code for a protein of 545 amino acids. The transcript is spliced from 2 exons. Gene Ontology annotation, molecular function: protein tyrosine/serine/threonine phosphatase activity. The record is from RefSeq and is a predicted model, not a curated record. Gene Ontology annotation, biological process: protein dephosphorylation.
AUGGGGAACGGCCAAUCUCGCGACGGGUUUGCGGAUGUGUUGCCCUCCGGGUCGGCGGCGAAAGUCUCUGGGACGACGAAGUCUGACGCACCAUCGAUUUCCGAGGCGUGGACUGCUGGAUCGCGUUCCUCAACUGCAGGAGAAGAUGGUGCAGAACAUGUUGCUAAAGCUCCACCGCUUGUCGGGAAAAUCGUCCCUCCUGGUCACGCGUUGCAACUGGAAGAGAACACAACUUCUCGUCUGAGUCUCGAAGCGCAAGAAGUUGUCCGAGCUUUCAACGUGCCCCAACGGAUUGAAGAAGACCGAUUUGUGAUACCUGAGAGUGUGCGGAAGUCCCGGACGUUGGAUGCAUAUGCUGACGUGUGCUCGGAGAUUUUACCGGGAUUCCUAUACGUGAGCAACCUUCAGGUGGCACGGGAUACAAACAAACUACGCGCGUUGGGCAUCACCCACGUGAUCAAUUGCUGCGGAGAGCUGAAGCAUUACGAAGAUGGAGUUGAUCAGCCUGCAAGUUCCCCCAGUGACUCGGAGGUUCACCUUUUGAAGCUGUUGCUGCGAGAUGAUGCAAACGAAGACCUGACGCCGUUUCUUCCCCAAGUAAUGGAGUUCAUCGCCGCCUGCAGACAGAGAGAGUCAUCCCAUGGGGAGGAUAGUGCUAAAGGACAGAAGGUGUUGGUGCACUGUCAUCAGGGAGUUUCUCGCUCUUGUGCCUUUGCAAUUGCCUACGUGAUGCUGGAGCAGAGACUGUCGUACCACGAAGCUGCAGCCCUGGUGAAGCGCCAACGAGCGAUCUCGAGUCCUAACGCAGCAUUUAUCUGCCAGCUUCUGGAGUGGGAGAAGGACCUGCAGGUGAUGAAAUCACAAGGCAACUGUUCGACUGCGUUCGUACUGAAUGGACUCUACCGCUUGACGCCACAUUCCAGUUACGACUCUGAGUCUUUCGUGCUCAAGCGUUGCUAUGAUCCAAGCGCUGGCUCGGCUCGGCAGCGACAAAAUAUCGCCACUGUUCGAACACCUGAAGACGGGCAGCGUCUGCUCUGGUCUCGCGGCACUUUUGUCUUUCAAAACCCUUCGAGUUCUAGUCAGUUGACUAUUUGGCAUGGAUCAAAAUGCGAGAUCCAGGACGCCAAGGCGAUGGCAAAGAAACUUGUAGAAGAAGACGCUGAGGGCCACAAAGGAACCGCCUGUGAUCAUUUCGGUUAUGCCGCUGAGCUCCAGUGGGGUCGGGAUUCGAUACCUAAACUGCCAGCAAUGUUCCUGCCGACGAAUGGGGACUCUAGAAAUCCCACAAGUACAGACGAAGACGUGCCAGUUGCACCGCAGUUGUUUAUAUUGGAAGCUGUCGACGAAGAAGAGGGCCAAGAUGAGUGGGAGCUGUUAACGAAUUACGACUCGGAGGACCUUACACCAGACAGUGCUUUCCUGCUUUGCUCUAUCCAGCCACACGGAGUUGCUCAAGGUUACUUGUGGCUUGGCGCCAGUUGCAGCUUUACCCCAGAAUCUGUUGCCAAUGCCGCUCAGAAGCAGCUUCGGAAUCUCCAAAACCCGCCAACUUUAUCACCAACGACUUCACUAGCCAUUGAGCGUCAGAACCAGGAAAGCGAUGCGUUCUGGCAGCUCUUUGAAGCCGGUUACUAG